CCUGGGGUUGUUCCACACCUCCGCGAGCUUCUUCUGCCGACAGCUCCACUGGCUGUGACUUACUGUACCAUAUUAUUCCUUCAGCACACGGAUAGCGACAGCUUCGCUCAGCGACCCAGUCGGCCCAGCAUGGUGGACCAUUUGUCCAAUGCUUUAGCAACUCCAGCUCAGUUGUCAACCUCGUCAUCCUCACUGGAUGGCAUCCCGUCGGAUCUGGAGGCCUCCAUCCGUUAUGCUGGUGCGCUGCUGACACAAGCUGCCGGGAUUCUGUUGCGACUGUCGCAGGACAUCAUCGCACAGGCGAUAGUCACAUUUACGCGGUUUUGGAUCGGACCUGAGGGCGGUAGUCUUCGGAUUUACGCUGCCAAGGAUGUCUCCGCGGCUUCUCUCUACUUGUGCGCAAAGCUCUCGUUUCAGCCGACGUCUCCGCGUUCCGUUCUAAAUGUCUACACCUUCCUCCUAUCCCCAGACGCGUCUCCACUAUGGUUCGUCAACCCGAGAGGUGUGGCCAAGAAGCCUGCUCCGGAUACAUACUACCUGUCCGAAGGGACCUACCAGACUGAGCGGUUGGUUUUGAUGCGAAUCGAGUCGACGAUUCUUCGAACACUAGGCUUCAACACGCACGUCGCGCUGCCUCACACUAUCGCCCUGACGUAUCUGCAGACACUGGGGACAUCGUCUUCCGCCGUGGCCAAGCGCGUGUUCGAGCACCUUAAUGCGGCUCUCCUGUCGCCGCAGCUCCUCUAUGUAACUCACCAGCCGAAUUCCUUAGCGGUGGCAGCUAUAUACCUUGCGGCUCGGGAGACGGGUGUGAAGUUGGUCGAUGGGGAAUGGUGGGAGGUCUUUGAUGUUGAUCGAGAAGAGCUCGGGUUCCUGGUGGUGGGUAUGGGUAGCAUGGUGAAUUUCGCCAAGGCAGAAAGGGAGAAGUGGAAGACACGAGCUAUCCCGCUGGUGAUCGAUGAAGUGGAAGCAGAGAUGGAACGGAGAAAGAUGCUGGAGGAGGGUGAAUGAGCAUCGGACGUGAUGCGGACCGCAGUGCGUCUUCGUAACGUAUCUGCUGUCUGCACGGGCCAUAUCAUGAUCCUGCUGCUCGAGGCCUUUCGAGCGGACGGUAUCGGACUAUUGUGCGUAUGGUGCAACAAGCGCAGGACAAGAGAAUAGUCCAGCAGCUGCAACUUAUAUGUUGACUACGGACACCUCGACCAUGCACUGGGAUUGAAGUCUACUUGUCCAGCUUCAUUGCUGUGAUCAUAAUCCUGACAUGCAUGGUCACGUACAGACAGGGGAAUGCCAUAGCGCUUAUAACACUCCUGGUCUGCUGUAGUUUAUAAGAGACACCGGCCUUGACUCACCAUACAGAUGUGCACGUUAUGCAGACCGGAUGGUGGCGACUUUUAGAGCCAGAUAUGUAAUAUAGUACUAAGCCGUCUAUUGAAUCAGGAUAUGUCUGC
Messenger RNA from Paecilomyces variotii, 1451 nucleotides. RefSeq names its product cyclin domain protein. Gene Ontology annotation, molecular function: cyclin-dependent protein serine/threonine kinase regulator activity. The record is from RefSeq and is a predicted model, not a curated record. The transcript has 2 exons. Bases 130 to 1011 code for a protein of 293 amino acids. Gene Ontology annotation, cellular component: nucleus. Gene Ontology annotation, biological process: regulation of transcription by RNA polymerase II. NCBI's taxonomy places the organism in Eukaryota, Fungi, Ascomycota, Eurotiomycetes, Eurotiales, Thermoascaceae.